Messenger RNA from Zonotrichia leucophrys gambelii, 741 nucleotides. RefSeq names its product zinc finger protein 79-like. The transcript has a single exon. The record is from RefSeq and is a predicted model, not a curated record. NCBI's taxonomy places the organism in Eukaryota, Metazoa, Chordata, Aves, Passeriformes, Passerellidae. Bases 1 to 741 code for a protein of 246 amino acids.
AUGGCGACCAGGGGUGAAAAAUCCCCGCAGCAGAACCUCGUGGAAGAGGCUGUUUUGAGCAGCUCCACAGCACAGGAAUCCAACAGGGAGGAAAAGUCCCAGAGAUCCCACAGGAGGAGGGGCUCCAAACCCAGCCCAGUGUGCUCUGUGGAGGAAAGACACACCCUGAGCCAGGAAGGUGGGCAGAGCUUCAGCCAGAGUUCGGAGCUGGUGGCCCAUGGGCAGCUUCAUGAUGGGGAGAAGCCCCACAAAUGCUUGGAGUGUGGGAAGAUUUUCAGGCAGGGCAAUACCCUGAUCAGCCACCAGAUGAUCCACACUGGGAAAUGGGCUUGUGAGUGUGGGGAGUGUGGGAAGGGCUUCAGCUGCUGCUCUGCCCUUGUAAACCACCAGCAGAUUCCCACCAAGGAGAAGCCCUUCUGCUGCCCUGACUGUGGGAAGGGCUUCAACUGCUACUCCAAGCUCAUCAUCCACCAGCGCAUCCACACUGGAGAGAGGCCCUACCAGUGUCCCACAUGUCAGAAGAGGUUUCACACCAGCUCCAAUCUCCUUCUGCAUGAGCGGAUUCACACGGAUGAGAGGCCCUUCCGCUGCUCUGAUUGUGGGAAGGGCUUGAAUCGCAAAUCCACCCUCGUCACCCACCAGCGCAUCCACACUGGGGAGAGGCCCUAUGAGUGUCCCCAGUGUGGGAAGAGCUUCUCUGACCGCUCAUUCUUUAACCGACACCAACAGAGGCACCGGUAA